AUGGAUGUUUUCCAGGCCAAGCCAAUCUUUACGGCUGUCUCAGUCGUAGGAGUAACUUUGCUGGGCUAUUUCUUCACACGACUCUAUGCAGCGCGGAUGCUCAUGGUAAAGCUUCAGAAGCAAGGCUGCCCCGUAGCACCUGGACAUUCCUUCCUCUUUGGCCACCUUCUCCUACUUGGGAAAAUGUCCAGGCGCCUUCCAAAAGAUGCUCACUACCAAUAUAUGUUCGGCGAGAUCUACCGCGACUAUUUUGAGUCUACAGGCGUAUAUUAUAUGGAUCUCUGGCCCAUGACUGGACUCUUCAUGUGCAUCCACUCUCCCACGACUGCCAUCUCUGUAACGCAGACCAAUACUCUAAUCGCCGCGCGCAAAGUUGACCUUUUGCCACGCUUUUUCAAGCCAAUCGCGGGAGGCCCCUGUCUCUUCGAUAUGCCCGAAGAAGCAUGGAGACCGUGGCGCGCUGUAUUCAAUAAGGCGUUUAAUAAUGAACAUUUCCAGAAGCUGGUCCCGGAGAUGGUCAAGCAGAUCGAAGUUUAUAAGGAUAUUUUAAGAGAGCACGCCGAAAAGAGCGAUAUGUUCUAUCUGGAUACCACGACUCUGCGUUUCACUAUGGAUCUAAUUGGAAAGACAAUCAUGAACACCGAAUUUCAUGCUCAACGCGGGUACAAUGUUCUUGCAGACUCUAUGAUUAGCCAAAUUCGCUGGCAUGAGCCUGCCGCAGCUAUCGACCCCUUCAGCCGCAUAAAUGUAGCACGAUGGUAUAUGGAAUGGUCUAACGGAAGAAAGAUGGAUGCAUAUAUUAGUGCAGAGCUAGAUCGAAGAUAUGCGGAAUACAAAGCCGACUCCAAGGAUUCACGCAGCAAAGCUAUUAUUGAUCUCAUUUUGCAAGCAGAAAUCGCCCCCGACGCCGAUGUCAAGCCUGACAAACUAGACCCUGAUUUCAAGGCAUUCGCGAUUAGGCAAAUCCGCUUAUUUGUUUUCUCGGGUCAUGACUCACUCAGUAGUACAAUCUGCUAUAUCUACCAUUUACUCUCGAAAAAUGUCGAGCCGAUGCGAAAAGUCAGAGAAGAACAUGAUCUUGUUUUUGGAAAACAGAUCGAUGGAGCAAGCGAGCUUUUGAAAACCAAACCACAUCUCGCAAAUGAUUUGCCUUACACAACAGCUGUCAUCAAGGAAACGCUUCGACUUUUUCCUGCCGCGUCAAGUUCCAGACAAGGAUAUCCAGGUGUGACUCUUUAUGAUGAUCAGGGCACUGCAUGUCCUACCAAUGGUGCAGUCUGCUUCAUUGAUCAUGUAGGGAUGCACCGCGCACCGAAGUACUGGGUUAGACCUGAAGAAUUUCUUCCAGAACGAUGGCUGGUAGACCCAGGCCAUGAGCUAUACCCUGUGAAAGGUGCAUGGAGACCGUUCGAAUAUGGCCCAAGAAACUGCAUUGCCCAGGGACUAGUCAUGAUGGAGUUGAGGGUUUUGUUGGCCUGCACUGUACGAGAAUUUGUGUUUGAGGAUGCAUAUGAAGAAUGGGAUAGGUCUCAUAAGAAGAAAGGCCCACAAACUCAUAGAGGAGAGAGAGCAUAUCAGAUUGAAGAAGCUGCGGCACACCCGAGUGCCCAUUAUCCUUGCCGAGUGAGGAUGAUAAAUGUUUGA
Molecule: messenger RNA, 1644 nt
Organism: Botrytis sinoallii
Lineage: Eukaryota; Fungi; Ascomycota; Leotiomycetes; Helotiales; Sclerotiniaceae
Exons: 4
Coding region: 1-1644 (547 amino acids)
Molecular function (GO): monooxygenase activity; heme binding; oxidoreductase activity, acting on paired donors, with incorporation or reduction of molecular oxygen
Source: RefSeq, a predicted model, not a curated record